Trichobilharzia szidati is the source of this 504-nucleotide messenger RNA. Lineage: Eukaryota; Metazoa; Platyhelminthes; Trematoda; Strigeidida; Schistosomatidae. The record is from the annotation of a GenBank genome assembly.
AUCUGCUUGGACUGUCAGCAUGAUUGAGUGCAUGUUGUUGGCGCUUAUAUGCUUGAUAAUUCCUCAUUCUCAAGCUUUGAUACCCAUCGCAAAGAAUUAUAGUCCAGAAGAGAAAUAUUGUACAAUUUAUAAGUGUGUACCUAUUGUGGAUAAUUAUCCGUCAUGUAUAACAUUGAAAGAAGCUGUUAAACGAUUCCGGGAACGACUUGUUCAUGAAGAAUUUCCAUCGUCAACAGCACCAGUUGAUAAAUGUCUUAUACUUCCGAUAUUGCUGGUAAUAACUUCAGGCUGUGAUGAAAGUAAUGAAGUGCUACGGCCAUCUGAUUCAGCCAACGAAUCAUGUAAGUGAUUGCCUUUAUUACACACACACAUAAAAUAUGAUGGUAUGAAAGAUUCCAUUUCAUUUCAGCAACAAAAGAUGGAUGAGGAUAUUUUCUAUGUUGCAAAUCUGUUUAUCAGGGCUCCUGAAGUCUGGGGAAUUAUACGUGGGUUAGAAACAGUGUU